Messenger RNA from Dujonia railenensis, 1401 nucleotides. The record is from the annotation of a GenBank genome assembly. NCBI's taxonomy places the organism in Eukaryota, Fungi, Ascomycota, Pichiomycetes, Serinales, Debaryomycetaceae.
AUGAUGGAGGCAAGGAAGAAAGACCCGGCACAAAGGCCAUAUAAGUGCCCGAUGUGUGACAAGGCCUUCCAUAGACUCGAGCACCAGACGAGACACAUAAGAACGCACACUGGAGAAAAGCCCCACAGCUGCUCGUUUCCAGGGUGUUUCAAAAAAUUCUCUCGCUCUGAUGAGCUCACCAGGCAUUCCAGAAUCCAUACGAAUCCAAACUCGCGAAGGAACAAGAAUUUGAGUAAAACGAGCUCAGGAAACGGUGAAGAUGGUACCGGUAAGACAGAAAGUGGGAUAAAUAUGACACUCGGCUCGUCACCUCCUGACGAACACUCUUUGGGCAAGAAGCGGAGUGCCAGUCCCAACGACUCAGAGUUGAGCUCUCCCAACGCAGACGUAGACGUGAUGGACUCUCCACCUUCCACUAUGAUGAAGGUAGAAAGCGAUGAAGAGAAAUCCAGUCCUAAUGCUGGUCAAGAAAAGCCAAAGCUUGAUAGGCCACCUUCCACCAUGAACAUUGACAUCCUCGCUAGCGCAGCAUCGGAAGAGUUAAAGAACUUGGAAACUCCAAAUAACUCGAAGUCGUUACCCUCACUUGUAGACUACUUUGAAAAGGGCAACACCAAGCAGUUCACACACCCUCCUUCAUUAAUAAAACCACCAUUGAAGAGCUCUCACUCCUAUUCAACAAACAGUCUUCAAUAUUUGACAAACAUAGCAAUGAGCCAGAGCAACAAUACAAGCAACAGUGCCAACAACAGUAUCAAUAGUAAUAAUGGUUCUGUGUAUACCCACUCGAAGAGCUAUACUACGUUGUCCAACUCCAACAAAACACAUUUGAACACCCUCUCUGCAUUACAAAGAAUGACUCCCAUAGUGCAGCCUCAACCACAGAAGAACCACAUCUUGGAGGAUUCAGAUUUGGACUAUGUUAAACAAAAAUUGAAGAAAUCAAGACCAAAUUCACCCACUCCGAUGUCCUUCACUUUACCCAAUUCUCCAGUUAUGGGACUUUCAACAAACGUAACACCUAUCCUUUCGGCAAAUAAUAGUAGUACCAAUUUAUCUGGAUUGUUUAUGACCCCUGUUGUCCAAAAUGGGCACCUGAGUACUCAACAGCACCAUGGCAGCUCCAAUCUACACCGUAAAACAACCCCUCCUCCUUCCACAAAAAGCAGGCCCAAAAAUUCACCAGGCAUCGCACAACAACAAGAUGAAGACUCUAACGCCUUACCGCCAUUAAGAAGUUUAAACUUGGAUUUACCUACAAAUUUAUCGAUGCCAUCGUUUAGUAGAAUCAAUCUGCAAUACGCCGAGCCUCCGUUAAUAUUUAAUAAAUCACACAGAACUUUAAGUUCUAGUUCAGGUAAGAGUGGCCAGCUUCGAAAGUAUCUAGAAGAAGGUAAUUGA